Messenger RNA from Solenopsis invicta (red fire ant), 3628 nucleotides. RefSeq names its product monocarboxylate transporter 10 (gene kar). The transcript is spliced from 15 exons. Gene Ontology annotation, biological process: transmembrane transport. NCBI's taxonomy places the organism in Eukaryota, Metazoa, Arthropoda, Insecta, Hymenoptera, Formicidae. The coding region runs from base 1040 to 2902 and encodes 620 amino acids. The record is from RefSeq and is a predicted model, not a curated record. Gene Ontology annotation, molecular function: monocarboxylic acid transmembrane transporter activity.
UCCGGCAGUUGCCAUCGGUCGUCUCUCUAGUAUGCUCUAGUAUUUGGAGAUCUGUGCUUUUAAUUCAAUUAUAACAAUGCGAUCUGUUUUGGAAUAUACUUGUUCGGAUGUGUUUGUACAUUACAAAAAAAUUUUAAUGGGAUUGCUGAUGCAAUCAUUAGUCUAAUCGAAAAAUGAUAAGUCUUAUCACGAUGACUUGUGCUCUACUUAUUAUCUUGAAAAUUAAAAAAUCACUCGUUUAAGAGACGGCUGAGGUAUUAAUGGAUUUGUGGAACAAUAGAUUCCCUGCUCGUUACGCAUUUUAAGAUACUCAUCAGAAUCUCCUUGGACGUAUCUACAAUACUCAAGAUGAGUGACUGUCCGUCAAGAUAUAUUCUACGAGAUUAUUGGGAGAGUGACCAAACGAGAGAGUGAAAGAACGAGCUAUAUCGGGAGCAAUGAGUAAAAUUUCUUUUUACUCAUUGAUUGGAAAAAUGAUUAAACGAGAGAUGAUCAAACUGACUAAGACGCCCGCACGGAAUAUUGAGGGAUCCACGUUCAAAUCCUGGCCGAGUUACAAAAGAAGAGAUAAAUUGUGUAAAAAAGCAGCUAAAAAGAAUAGAUCAUUGACUCGAAGUCGGGUUGAGUCAAAUUGAAUACGUUAUGUGUCUUUCGAGUAUUCCCUGAUAGCCACCUGUCUGUGUUGUUGCUGUAAUGUUACCGAAAACAAAAGGCAUUAGUUUUCAGAAAAUUUAGAACAAGACCUUGAGCUUGCGCAGAUAAGCUCACGACGUAGCAGUUUGAAGCCGAAAUGUCAAGCAAUUUGUAAAAUACUAUCAAAGGCCAAGUGCAACAACCUGUGGAGUAAUUGGAACAUCUUUGGUCAAUAACUCUAGCAGCUUAAUAGAAGAGUACCAAUUAUCAGUUACGUUUCGAUUAGAUAACUCUAUUGGAAAUAUGAGGCAUUACAGCUUGCGUCGGUUUCUUCAGAUGACAGAUGUUCACAGAUAUCUCUCCAACGGGCAGAGCUAAUAAUUGACCAGAAUAACUAUCGAUAACGAUGGCGAUCGGCGAGGAGGCCGGCGACGGGGACAUCAGCGGCUUCGGUGAUUCUGUUGCUGAGUCGAUUCAAACGAUCGAUCAUACCGUGGCAGUCGCGAGUGAUCCAAUAGGCACGCGGAACCACGACGACGUCAACAAUCGGCGUCGUCAGGCCGACUUCGAUGAUUUGGGUGAGGGCAAUCCCCUUCUGGCAAACAGUACGGCAGUUGUGAUCGAUGCGCCGAUCGGGAAGCUAAAGAGAAUGCACGGUGAAGUGGAGAAUGCGGUGCAAACAGACAAAGAUAAGACGAGCCAACAAAGGGAUUUCGAUGAUGAAGAUCGUGUGAAUGAGCUGGCGAGUAUAGUUGUCGAGCCGCCUGAUGGUGGCCUCAGAGCCUGGAUGAUCAUGAUUGCCAGCUUCACGAUUAACGGCGUGCUCUUCAGCAUCAUCAACACGUACUCCCUCAUCUAUCCGGAGUUGCAAAAGCGAUUAACUGAAGCUGGCGAAACCGAGGUCUCCUCCAAAGCAGCUUUGGUAGGCUCGCUGACUAUCGGAACUACAUUCUUCCUAUCGCCGGUCGCUGGUAUAUUAACAGAUAAAUUCGGCAUUCAAACAACUACCUUCGUGGGAGGUGUGAUCGCAUCUGCUGGCCUGUUGCUCUCUUCGCUGCUGACAGACAAGGUGGAACUACUCUUUCUAACGUACAGCGUUAUGUAUGGGCUUGGUGCGAGUCUUGCUUAUACUCCGAGCCUGGCAAUAUUGGGCCACUAUUUCAAGAAAUAUCUAGGUCUGGUAAACGGCAUCGUCACGGCCGGAAGUUCAAUAUUUACAACACUUUUGCCGUCUAUAAUGGAACUCUUGCUACGGCGUUUUGGUUUGGAAGGAACAUUGAGAAGCUUGGCCAUACUUACAGCUAUCAUCAUGGCUUGUGCAAUCCUUUUCAAGCCAAUACCAUUGAGUUCACCGCAAGGAAACGAGUCCCAACAUGAAAAGUCGAUCCGAAAGCAUCUGAAGGAAUUUGUGAACAUAUCAAUUUGGAAAAAAAAGCGAUAUGUUGUGUGGGCUAGUUCUAUUCCUCUUGCUCUAUUUGGAUACUUCGUCCCAUACGUUCAUAUAGGAAAGUUUGUGGCUAUGACGUUUAAAGAUGCUGACAGCAAGCUGCCGGUUAUGUGUAUAGGCAUCACUUCCGGUAUUGGCCGCUUAAUUUUUGGUUACAUCGCCGAUUUGCCGAAAGUAAAUCGAAUAUUCCUGCAACAGAUAUCAUUUAUAAGUAUUGGCAUUCUCACGAUGCUUCUUCCGAUCACCAAGUCUUUCAUUGUACUUCUUGCUAUCUCGCUGGGUAUGGGACUUUUUGAUGGAUGCUUUAUAUCGUUACUUGGUCCAAUUGCGUUUGAUAUUUGCGGCCGCAGCGGUGCAACUCAAGCCAUCGGCUUUCUUCUAGGAAUGUGUUCUAUACCUCUAACGAUUGGUCCACCCGUCGCAGGCCUCCUAUACGAUCACACUGGUACCUAUAAUCUGCCCUUCUUCCUGGCCGGUAUUCCCCCGAUAGUGGGAGCGUUAACAAUGUUCCUAAUAAGGUGCGUUAAAGAAAAGGACGAUGAAAGUUUACAUGACUCAGAGAAUCUCCCCAGUAAAACGGAUUGCCAGAAUGAAAGAAUAAUGAACAGUGAUUUUUCAUCAAUGGCCAUCGUUAAGCGAAAAUGCGAAUCAAUGAUGCAAGAAAAGUACCAUGCGACAUGGAGAAAUCUGCCGCUGUCUCAUAACCACUGUGUCAAGCAAGCAGAAUUACAAGAUGGUCUGGAAUACAGUAACUGCUGCGAACAUGAGUACGCUAAUAACUGCAGAUAUUCGGAGAGUGUACCCCUACUUUACAAAGAGUAGAUCUUACUCGGUGUCCGAAUUUCUUUUAUAAUAGCAAUUCAUCAAUGUUCAUACAGCAUAGAAAGAUUGCAACAGCAUUGCAUAAAUAUUUCAUCAUAAGGUUAUAAAAACGUUGUGAAAUAUUACUGCAAUAUUGCUGCAACAUUGCAAUAAUGGUAAAAUAUUUGCUUUUAGAUAUAUUGCUAUGUUACAGCAAUAUUACAAUAUAAUAUGUUUUCGUAUUUCUGUGAUAAUAUUAGAUGUCAAUAUAAUAUAAUAACACAUUUUGGCACAUAUGACUUUGAGAAUUAUCAUAUGUUCCUGAAUUAAUAUUUACACAGAUAAACAAACGAUUUUAAUGAUAAAAUAAAUCUCAUCAAUUUUAGCGUUCGAAUUUUGUUCUUUUAAGAAACCAUAGAUAAAAAAUCUUAUAAGGCUAUAUCUUUUAUUCUAUUUUAUGUAGUUUUUGUUAAUAACAAAAAGUAUAACUUUACUGCGUCUACCGAACGGCGAUGGCGCAUACUGCUCGCAAUUGAAGUAAAACACAUUAUUUUUUAAAAUAUUAUUGAAAUAUUACUGCAAUGCUAAAAUAAUUUGGAAAAAAAUUUUUUUGUAAUAUUAUUUUAAACAGUAGCAAAAAUAUAAUUUGCAAUAUUUCUGUAACAUUGCACUACAAUAUACAAUAUUAUGAUGUUGCGGCACAACAGCUUAUUGCAGUUUCGGCUUUAUAAAUUCUUUCACUUUCAA